UCCUCUCCUCUUGCUUCUCGUCUUGUAUUUGCUUCAAUCCCUCAACCAUCGCUCUUCCUGUCGCUGCUACUUCUCCCCUCCACCUCUUCCUUCCUUCCUUCCUUCCAUCUUCGUUAUUCGCCUCCUGAAAUCUAGGUCGAUCGAUGGAACCCCGAAGAGCGGAUCCCUUCCGCCUUAUUCCUGUCCCGUUGAAUUGCUCUCUGCAUCUCCAGUCCGACGAGACGCUGCUCUAAAAAUUGUCGGGAGAGAAUGUCGCAGACUUCCCAGGCGAAAGCUCGCAGGUCUUCACCAAAAUCAAACCCAGCUCCGCGCAAAAGGCGGAAAAGGACGGUAGUAAGUGGUGCCGCCGAGGACUGCUUUACUUGCGCCCGGAGUGGCUCCCAGUGCGACCGGCGGCGCCCCUACUGCACCCAUUGUCUCGAAAAUGGCCUAGAGUGCGCUGGUUACAAGACAACUCUGACGUGGGGGGUUGGGGUUGCCAGCCGGGGGAAGUUCCGUGGGCUGUCGCUUCCCGUAACGGGGGCACAGCCAGCCGGAGGGGACCUGAGACAUCAUCAUGCAGCAAAGAUCCAGGAGGUGUCGCAAUGUGGUCCGUCUCCAACUUCCACCGUUCCGGCCUCUCUGUCAGACCUCCAACCCCAACUUCCUUCUCCAACUUCGGAUUCCACUUAUGAAAAUCCCCCGCACAGAAGAGUCCUAUCCACGCCCGGCCAGCCAUGGGCUUACUGGAACCAACCAGGCAUACACCAACCGAUCCCGAUCAGUCACCCGCAACAUCCUCCACUGCUAUACCCGGGGACGGACUCAUCGACGGACAUUGAAUCACCGCCACCUGGGAGCAGCUGGCUGGCGGAGGUGUGGAUGUCGACCCGGUCACCAGCGUCCGGAGAAUGCCCAGCUCAUACUCAAGCCGUAUGGGAAGGCGACCAGACAGUGGAGGAUCUGGACGGACGCCGGAAUUCGCACUCUUCUCUCAUGAGCACCUCGCAAUCUCCCUCGUUGUCACAGCUGCUCCUUGCCCGAUCCGUCGGACAGACGCCACGGCUACGAUAUCUGAUCAGCUAUUACGCCGAGGUUAUCGCUCCGGUGAUUGUUGCGUUCGACAGCCCGACGAAUCCGUUUCGCACAUCCAUAUUGCGUUUGGCUCAGGAUAGUACGUCUCUGCAGGAAGCGAUUGCAACGUUAUCUACCAGCAAUCUCCGCCAAAGACGCGAGCGGGGGGUCAUCUCGACGGGAAGAACAGAACCGGCCCGCAUGUCCUCCUUAGCCCACCGUGCUUUGACGGGGACAGCCCUUCAGGAGUGGUACGAUCCUUCUGUGCUGGAAGGAUUUACGCGGGAGGAACAGUACCAUCGGGGAAAAGCAGUACAGGAACUGAACAAGGAGUUGGCGGAUCCACAGAAGAGACUUUCAGAUUCUGUGCUCGCCACCUUGCUCAUACUGUGUCUAUUCCACGUAUGUGAUACCGGAGUGGCCCAAUUUAAGACGCAGUUUGCCGGUGUGACCAAGCUGUUGGCGAUUCGAAUGCGCAACUCUCCUUGUCUAUCCGACGAAUUGAAGUGGUUCAUCCGCAUGUUCACUUGGUACGAUACAAUGACGGCGACCACAAAUGAUCGUGAGAUCCAGCUGCAUACCACCUGCGUAGACCUUGCUGCAGUGUCAGAUAGUGAAUGGGGGCUUGAGAAUCUCGUCGGGUGCGACGCUGGUCUUUUUAGGUUAAUCGCGCACCUGGGUCGCUUGAAUCUCCUGAGCCGGAACCAGCAGGCCAACACCGCUGUUCCAUCCAAUAUUUUCAUCCCAACUACAACACCACCGCCAUCCAUGGUCUACUGCACACCAAACCUGUUUCCCCCAGGAAUUCCUGCAGCGAUCGACCCGAGUGGGUUCCGACCGCCCACUCUUCCGCGGCCAAGUGGGCAGGCCCAGCAGCCGUUAUCGCCAGCGUUCUGGGCCGAAUGGUAUUCAAUUCGACAGCAACUGGAAGCAUGGCGGUUGCCGCGGGAUCUUCCGGGAUCUGUCUUCCCAACCCCAAGUCGUGUCCCGUACGGCCGGACCAUGAUGGAUGCUUACAUGUCGCCGCCAUCAUCACCGCUGGCUCGGUGUGGAGUUGCACCUGAGAACGUCAAGGAUGUCCUGCACAUCUCUGAAUCAUUCCGGCACUCGGCGAUCCUGUACAGCGAGCGCCUUGCCUAUCCGGAGGUACCAUCCCAUCACCCUCGUAUCCAGCAGAUCGUACAGCGCUCCAUUGCUCACAUUCUAGCGGUCAAAUCUGAUGUAUACCUCCUGUGGCCGUUAUUCAUCACCGGGUCCGAGUGUGUGCUAGAGGAGCAUCGCCUCAUCAUCCAAGAGCGUUGUAAAGAUAUCUCCACGGAUUCAGGCUUCAUCAACAACUUGUCCUGUUUGGAGCUAUUGCAGAAAAUCUGGGCGGAGAACCCAUCCAGCACUCCUGGUGUAAACGAGAACAGUAGCAGUGGAUAUAUCGGUACCGCACAGGACGGCGGCCUGUUGGCGUCGCCGCUUGGUUGGUCUGCCUCUGAUGCGGUUGUACCGGACGGGGCCUCCUCCCGAGGGUCAGCUUGUGUUGUAAAGAGCCAAGGGUUCCGAUGGUACCAAGUGAUGCAGGCCAAACGAGCGCAGGGCGAAUACAUGGUAGUGUGACAUGGAUGCUGCCUGUAUCUAAUUCAGACGUUUUUUUUUUUUUUUCUUUUUU
Messenger RNA from Aspergillus ochraceoroseus IBT 24754, 2710 nucleotides. RefSeq names its product Zn(II)2Cys6 transcription factor. Gene Ontology annotation, biological process: regulation of DNA-templated transcription. Gene Ontology annotation, molecular function: zinc ion binding; DNA-binding transcription factor activity, RNA polymerase II-specific. The record is from RefSeq and is a predicted model, not a curated record. NCBI's taxonomy places the organism in Eukaryota, Fungi, Ascomycota, Eurotiomycetes, Eurotiales, Aspergillaceae. The annotation marks the transcript as partial. The transcript has a single exon.